Messenger RNA from Aspergillus wentii DTO 134E9, 795 nucleotides. RefSeq lists its product as uncharacterized. NCBI's taxonomy places the organism in Eukaryota, Fungi, Ascomycota, Eurotiomycetes, Eurotiales, Aspergillaceae. Bases 1 to 795 code for a protein of 264 amino acids. The record is from RefSeq and is a predicted model, not a curated record. The transcript has a single exon.
AUGGUACCGCUGUCAUUCGGGAGAACCCGUCUAGCUCUCGCAGACCUUCAUCCUAUCCUGGCUGACGUCUGUAAGGACAGUGUUCCAAUGGGUACUUACCGACCUGACAGCAUGCAUACCAUAGGUUGCCGAAUUGUGCGAAUCGGUUUCAACAAGCAGGGGGUGUCUACAAGAUACCUUUCAUCACUGAACGCCCUUUUCCAUACAUCUGGGUGGAAUAGCAUCCCAGGGCAGAUCAAAGAUGCAGAUAUCAAUUGGUUCACCGAUUUUGAUGGCUGGGGAGCAGAGAGACGAGAACGAUACGCUUUUGAGAAGCUUGCGGCCAAGGGGAUCACUGCGAAAUGGAAUUGGAGUACGUAUGAUAUUAUGAAACAAGAGCCGUAUCGCCGCGUGGCAGAGGAAGCCCGUACCCGGCGCCUGAAAGACGAUCAAUAUCGCAUUCCAUCGUUCAAGGACUCGAAUUCUACGCGUGAGGAAAAUUCAGACAAACGAGUUGCCUUGUUCCACCGGCUCGCUGAGGAGAUUGAUCGCUACUCUCUUACGAACAAAUUGAUCCGCGAGUAUGUUGGAGAGAAUUCGGUUGACAGCUGCGACUAUCGAUACAUGCAGGCAUUGUACCUUUCAACAGCAAAGAUGGUGGAUACAAUCGGGAAUAUACUCGACAAGGAACAUUUCAACUGGCCCGAGAUACUCAAUGUGAAGGAGGAAACAGACCGAGUCAAGAAUGGGCAGACGACUUCUUUGUCUGAUGCUCUGUAUCCUCGAGACAAUGUCGAUACCAAAGCCAACAGCUAG